Sorghum bicolor (sorghum) is the source of this 1718-nucleotide messenger RNA. Its product is annotated as tRNA (cytosine(38)-C(5))-methyltransferase. The record is from RefSeq and is a predicted model, not a curated record. Gene Ontology annotation, molecular function: methyltransferase activity. Bases 117 to 1193 code for a protein of 358 amino acids. The transcript is spliced from 12 exons. Lineage: Eukaryota; Viridiplantae; Streptophyta; Magnoliopsida; Poales; Poaceae.
GCUGUUGGAGACCGUCUGAGUCCGUGACCGUAGUUUGACUCUCAGCCAACGUCAGGGAACCGGGGGUUCCAAACAGUUGCUGCAGCCUAGCACGCGCCGCGCGACUGCCGGAGGCGAUGGAGGCGCCGGCACCAUGGAGAGUGCUCGAGUUCUACAGCGGCAUCGGCGGCAUGAGGUACUCGCUGAUGGCGUCGGGCGUGCGGGCGGAGGUGGUGGAAGCCUUCGACAUCAACGACGUCGCAAAUGACGUCUAUGAGCACAACUUCGGCCACCGCCCCUGCCAGGGGAACAUUCAAACGCUCACUGCUAGUGACUUAGACAAAUACAAGGCACAUGCAUGGCUUCUUUCUCCUCCAUGCCAGCCAUACACACGGCAAGGACUUCAGAAGCACUCAGCUGAUGCUCGUGCAUUUUCAUUCAUCAAGAUUCUCAACCUCAUGCAAGACAUGAGCUAUCCUCCACAAAUGUUAUUUGUGGAAAAUGUAGUUGGAUUCGAGGUGUCUGAUACACAUGAUCAAUUGCUGGAGGUCCUUUCAAGUCUCAAUUUUAACACACAAGAAUUCAUCCUGAGCCCUUUACAGUUUGGUGUCCCAUAUUCUAGACCUCGCUACUUCUGUUUGGCAAAACGAGAACCUAUGCGGUUUCGAAAUGCAUCGGUCAACAAUAAGUUGCUCCAGACACCUAUGUGCCUAAGCAUGACACUGAACAGUACAUCACAAGGUAGUGACCACCAAACUGAAGAAGAGCUCGAGCCAGUUUGUAAGCCAAUAAAAGAUUUUCUUGUCAAGGAGGCUGAUGGAGGCACUCGAAAUGAGUCAGUUUUGCAAGCUUACAUGGUUCCAGUAAACUUGAUUGAGCGGUGGGGGAACGCUAUGGAUAUUGUAUACCCUGAAUCUAAGCGGUGCUGCUGUUUCACUAAAAGCUACUAUCGUUAUGUGAAGGGGACAGGCUCCUUGUUGGCUACAUCUGAAAACAUCAAAUGGGUUCCUGAAGAGAAGCUUCAAGUUUCUUCCCUGAAGGAGUUGGGCCUACGAUAUUUCACCCCUCGAGAGGUUGCCAAUUUCCAUUCCUUCCCUUCAAGUUUCUACUUCCCAGAUCACAUAAGCCUCAAGCAACAGUAUGCUAUGCUGGGUAAUAGUCUGAGUAUAGCAGUUGUGGGUCCUUUGCUAUGUUAUCUCUUUGCUGAGGCCUGAGGCAUAGAGAAGUCCAGUCAGCCUUGGUGACAUUAACCUGGCACAAACACUAGCCGCAAUCUGCCGGAACUUUUCCAUACUUUGAUUUAAGCAAGGUUUUGGGGACUACGGUUUGGCCAUUUGGUGAGGACACCGUGUAGGCACAAGCGCACAAUUUAUGUAUCAACAAAGGUGUACCAUUCAAUAGAGAAGCUGUUUCUGCGCAGACUUCCCUCCCUCCCUCACAUGCUUAUAUUGUCAUGGUGAAUGAAUUUUGGAAUUGUGACAUGUGACCCAUUGAUGCGGGAUGAGGCUGUUGUAAUAAUUGUUGAUCUGAGCUUUAAGGAACUUGGAACCUACUUCCUCCGAUGCAAUUAUAGUUCUAUUCUUACUUAAAUUAUUUAAAGUUUGACAAUAUUUAUGAUAUAAGAUAUGUAUAGCAAGUAUAAAAAUAUACUCAAUGAAGAAUCUAGUACUGUAUAUCAUAAACAUCGUCAAACUCAAGAUUCUUUGACUUAGUAUUAUGCUUGAAUUGUAUUUUGAUUC